AUGGCUUCAGUAGGCCGAAGAACGCACUACGAACCGCCAUGGGGUAACGCAAGUAUUAUUGGAGUAGCUGGUAGUUCUGGCUCGGGCAAAACGUCUUUGGCAAUGGCUAUUGUCUCCUCCUUGAACUUGCCUUGGGUAGUCAUCUUAUCUAUGGACUCGUUCUACAAACCUCUUACGCCAGAGCAAUCAGCGGCAGCAUUUCGCAACGAGUUCGAUUUUGAUUCUCCCGACGCUAUAGACUUCGACAUUCUCGUUGACCGCCUAAAAGACAUCAAGAAUGGCAAGGUUGCUGAGGUACCAAUCUACUCCUUCCAGAAGCACGCACGCCUCUCCAAAACCACAACAAUCUACUCCCCGCAUGUCAUAAUUCUGGAAGGCAUAUUCGCCCUACACGACCCACGGAUAGUCGAUCUCUUGGACCUCAAAAUCUUUGCAGAAGCAGACGCUGAUCUGUGUCUCUCACGCCGUCUUGUGCGAGAUGUGAAAGAACGAGGCCGCGACAUUGAAGGCUGUAUCAAGCAGUGGUUCUCUUUUGUCAAGCCCAACUAUUACAAAUAUGUUGCUCCCCAGCGAGAAAUUGCAGACCUUAUUAUUCCAAGAGGUAUCGAGAACAGGGUUGCCAUUACUAUGGUGAGCAAUCAAGUUCGUCAGACGUUGCACAGUAAGAGUGUUCAGCAUCAGUCAGAGCUCAGACGACUGGGCAAGAUUGCAGAGGACAGCCCAUUGAGUGAGAACGCUAUCGUACUCAAGCAGACGAAUCAGGUCAGGGGAAUGCAUACAUUGCUGUUGAACCCUGAAACGUCGAGAGAGGACUUUGUAUUCUACUUCGAUCGCAUGGUUGCACUGCUCGUCGAAACAGCAGUAGACUUUUUGCCGUUUGUAUCGUAUGAGGUCACAACACCCCAGAACACCACUUAUCAGGGGUUGAGGAAGAAUGCAGAAGUCAGUGCCGUAGUGGUGCUACGCGGUGGUAGUGCUUUCGAGACGGGUUUGCGGCGGACCAUUCCCGAUUGCAGGACCGGACGAGUACUGAUACAGACAAACUACAGAACUGGAGAGCCAGAGCUCCAUUAUCGGGCGUUACCUGCCAACAUUGCUGAGCAUGGACUAGUCCUAGUCCUCGACCCCCAAUUCUCCACGGGGGCAGCCGCCCUGAUGGCGGUCAGAGUGCUUGUCGACCACGGCGUACCAGAAGCCAGUAUAGUCUUUGUAACCUAUACUGCGGGAAAGGUUGGACUGAACAGGGUCUUGAGUGUCUUUCCAGAUAUCAGGAUUGUGGUUGCAAGACUGGGUAGCGAUGAGGAGGCGCGAUGGGUUGAGACAAAAUAUUUGGGCUGUUGA
Bipolaris zeicola 26-R-13 is the source of this 1341-nucleotide messenger RNA. RefSeq lists its product as uncharacterized. Gene Ontology annotation, cellular component: cytoplasm. Gene Ontology annotation, molecular function: kinase activity; ATP binding; ATP hydrolysis activity. Bases 1 to 1341 code for a protein of 446 amino acids. The record is from RefSeq and is a predicted model, not a curated record. The transcript has 2 exons. NCBI's taxonomy places the organism in Eukaryota, Fungi, Ascomycota, Dothideomycetes, Pleosporales, Pleosporaceae.